Sorex araneus (European shrew) is the source of this 2232-nucleotide messenger RNA. Its product is annotated as SEC14-like protein 4. The coding region runs from base 58 to 1266 and encodes 402 amino acids. The record is from RefSeq and is a predicted model, not a curated record. The transcript has 12 exons. Gene Ontology annotation, cellular component: cytoplasm. NCBI's taxonomy places the organism in Eukaryota, Metazoa, Chordata, Mammalia, Eulipotyphla, Soricidae.
GCUGCCUGGCAGGCACGUCCGACCGGCACUCCCGUGCCCACUGCGCCCGCGGGCACCAUGAGCGGCCGAGUCGGGGACCUGAGCCCCCAGCAACAGGAGGCGCUGGCCAGGUUCCGGGAGACAGUCCGAGACCUGCUGCCCACGCUGCCCCAUGCUGAUGACUACUUCCUCCUGCGCUGGCUCCGAGCUCGAAACUUUGACCUGCAGAAAUCUGAGGACAUGCUCCGGAAGCACGUGGAGUUCCGGAAGCAACAGGACCUGGACCACAUCCUCUCGUGGCAGCCCUCCGAAGUGGUCCAGCGGUACGACUCCGGCGGGCUGUGUGGCUAUGACAAUGAAGGCUGCCCCGUGUGGUUCGACAUCAUUGGGACCCUCGACCCCAAGGGGCUGCUCCUGUCGGCCUCUAAGCAAGAGUUGCUCCGGAAGCGCAUCAAGGUCUGCGAGAUGCUUCUGCAGGAGUGUGAGCGGCAGAGUCAGAGGCUGGGCAGGAAGAUCGAGACCAUGGUGAUGGUGUUUGACAUGGAGGGGCUGAGCCUGAGGCACCUGUGGAAGCCGGCGGUCGAGGUCUACCAGCAGUUUUUUGCCAUGCUGGAAGCGAAUUAUCCUGAGACGGUGAAGAAUUUAUUUAUCGUCCGAGCUCCCGCGCUGUUCCCUGUGGCCUUCAACCUGGUCAAGUCGUUCAUGAGUGAGGAGACACGGAAGAAAAUAGUGAUUCUGGGAGGCAACUGGAAGCAGGAGCUGACCAAGUUCAUCAGCCCUGACCAGCUGCCCGUGGAGUUCGGGGGGACCAUGACAGACCCUGAUGGCAACCCCAAGUGUCUGACCAAGAUCAACUACGGGGGCGAUGUGCCCAAGAGCUACUACCAGACCAACCAGGUGAGGGUCCAGUACGAGCACACGGCCACGGUGGGCCGAGGCUCCUCCCUGCAGGUGGAGCACGAGAUCCUGUUCCCCGGUUGUGUGCUCAGGUGGCAGUUCGCCUCAGAAGGGGCCGACAUUGGCUUCGGGAUUUUCCUAAAGACCAAGAUGGGGGAGCGGCAGCGGGCCGGGGAGAUGACGGAGGUGCUGCCCAGCCAGCGCUACAACGCCCACAUGGUGCCCGAGGACGGGAGUCUCACCUGUGCGGAGGCCGGCGUGUACGUUCUGCGCUUCGACAACACCUACAGCCUGAUGUUUGCCAAGAAGAUCAGCUACACGGUGGAGGUGCUGCUCCCAGACAAGGCCUCCGCGGAGAAGAUCCACAAGGCGGGGGCCCCGGCCCCGUGAGCGCCCGCCCGCUCCCCCCCUGCCGGUGCCCCCGCCCGCCCUCCCCAGCCAGGUGGCAGACCUCCCGCGUCCAGCCCACCCUGAGCGUUGGCACGGGCCCCUGGCACGCCAGAGAAGGAAGGGUCCGGCUGGGGGAACUUGCUCCUGAGGAAUGCCCCGGGCACCCCCACACCUGGCGCCAGGGCAUGGGGGAGGCCCAGCUGCAGGCCCAAAGCCCCCUUCUCUGCCCGGAGGCAGUCAGGGGGCCCUGAGGCCACUGGGCAGGACAGCCCCAGGUCUCAGCGCAGCCUGGACAACCUCACGGGCCCAAGGCGGUUCUGCUUUUGGAAGGGCAAAGACAUGUGACCCAGCGCUGAGGGGGGGGGCGUGACUCUCAGGGGCCUUGUGCCCCUCCCGUCUGCCGUGCCCACAGGAGCGCCUGCGGCGUGGAAGGUGCCAGAAGGCGGAGGGAAGCUGCUCUCCCUGACUUGUGUCUCUGCGAGGGCACAGCUGAAGGGCGGCUGUCACGCUCAGCACCGGGCAUCCGAAGCCAGCCGGGCACGGCGUCUGUCUCUGAGGUGGCUCCCAGGUGCCCACCUGCCCUCAGCACGGCCACAGCAGCCCUCGCCAAGAGCGCUGCCCAGCAGGGUGUGGCCAGGCUGCCUCCCCACUCUGUCCUCGCCCAGCCUCUUGGGGGGGGGCACUGACCGCCUGCCCCACCCUCGGCUACUGCCCAGCGCUCCUGAACUGCCACCUCACGGGUGCUCUGCUCGGCCAGCCCCAGACCCGAGUCCCCCAUACCCCCGCCGGGGUUCGCCCAACCUCAGGUCCUGGCCUUGUUUUCUCAGGGGUCUCCAUGCCCGCUCUGCGGGUGUGGGGCCCGGGGAAGCGGGGAAACGGGGUCUUCUCGGACCCUCCGUAGCACUGGGCUUGGCUGGUUGGGGUCUGAGCAGGGGCCGGCUGCUCUCACAGGCAUCUUAAGUGACA